CGUCAUGCUGUCGGGCGGGCGCGCCGCUCAGCGUCUCAGUAUCGUUCAUCCGUAGCUUGAGCUCAGUCGUUUGCCGUGAUUCUAACAAAUACACUAGAGAAAAUGGCCCGAUACGGAUUCACCGCAUUGAACCUCGCCGUUCUAUUGGCUUUAUUCGAAAUUGGAUCCUGCCUACAUUGUUACCAAUGUAAUUCCGAAACAGACCCGGCUUGCGGAGACCCCUUCAAAAGCACAAAGCAUCAAGUGGACUGCAUGACGCAAGACUCAAUUAACUACAACACUCUCUACCUACGCUCCGUGCUGCCUGGUGAGGUGUUCGGCAGUGUGGUCGGCGCUCCUAGAUACUGCCACAAAAUUGUUAUGCAGACUGGCACCGUAGUGCGCACCUGCCUGGACGCGAACCCCGCUGACAUCAACCACACGUGCCGCUCCCUGGAGAACUCCUCCAAGCUCGCCAACAUCGACCCCACCAAGAAGAUCAAGCACUGCAGCGUGUGCGACAAGGACAACUGCAACGCCGCCACCUCUCUCUCCUUCUCUCUCCCCCUCGCCACUCUAGCGCUUAUCGCUUCCUACUUGUUCUGCAAGCAAUAAUAUCUAAACAACUUCAAAGCAAGUGAACAACUAUUGGUAUAGCUUAGGCACCUUCAGUGUACCGCUUGCAUUUGUUCAAAAAGGUGCCAAAAUCACAAUUUCUACGUUCACCCCAAAAAUAAGCAGUCUGCAACCAUUGGUCAAGCCGAAAAUGCCUUUUAUAUGAACAUCGGACCGUCCAAUCGUCUGUUUAUUUGCUUUGUGUGUUUAUUUAGUGUUGUAUUUAGGAUAAGUUAUAAAACGUGGCCUAAACACGUUGUGUCUUAUAAAAAUAACUGACACCGUUAUGAGUACCAAAACUAUAUGUAACCAAUAUAUUGUUAGCGUUGAUAGCAAUAAAGAUAAUCUGUACCUGGGAAUUGUUAAGUAGUUUAACCAAUUUUAAAAGGAAACUUUAAAAUAAGACACUUGUUUUUAAAUGGUGUUUUUAUUUAAUGUAUUAACCUGUCUAUGUAUUUAAUAGAACAAACACUAUUGUGGAAAAAUUGAACUGUUGCAUGAGGUAAAUAGAAUCUUACAGCUGUAAUGUGUACUACAUGUUAAGCUUACAAUUUUAUGUGAUACACUCAACAUUGUUAUCGAGACAUUAAAUAAGAAGCAUUUAUGUAUUUAUGUAUAGUUAAAGGCCGUCCUUUUAAUGUAUGUAUGUAUUUUUAAUAAAAAUUAAAUAAAAA
Messenger RNA from Helicoverpa armigera (cotton bollworm), 1268 nucleotides. RefSeq lists its product as uncharacterized. The coding region runs from base 103 to 594 and encodes 163 amino acids. The record is from RefSeq and is a predicted model, not a curated record. The transcript is spliced from 4 exons. Gene Ontology annotation, biological process: sleep; regulation of synaptic transmission, cholinergic; positive regulation of voltage-gated potassium channel activity. NCBI's taxonomy places the organism in Eukaryota, Metazoa, Arthropoda, Insecta, Lepidoptera, Noctuidae.